GUCUAUCUGUCUGUCUAUCUAUCUAUCUAUUUAUCUAUCUAUCUAUCUAUCUAUUUAUCUAUCUCUCUGUCUAUCUCUCUGUCUGUCUCUCUCUCUAUUUCUGUCUCCGAUCCUUGCUCUCCUCUUUGUCUGACUGACUGACUGACUGUCAGCCUAUCUGUCUGACUGUCUUUCUCUCUCUCCCUCACUCUUUCUCUCUUUUACUCGAUCUCUUUCUCUUUGACACUCUCCUUCUCCCCCUCUCUCCCCUCUCACUCCGUCUCUUCCUCACUCUCUCUCUGUGUCUCUCUGUCUCUCUCUCUCUCCAUUACGCACAAAUUGCCGCUCUCCGACAACACCACACAACACCACAUCACAAACACACAACACAGCAACUACACAACAGCACACAGCCAAAGACACAUCACCAACGACACAUUCACUCACUGCCAAGCUUCUUAGUUUGUUCCGCCCAUCCAGAGAAAGGCUUCGAUCUCUCUCACACAACACAUAUUAAACACACAUAUAUAUAUUUAUAUAUACACAAAAUAUAUAUAUAUAUAUAUAUAUAUAUAUAGAACAAUGUCACCAAUUAAAGAAAAGGAACGUAUUAAGGAGUUCUACGAAGAUGUCCGAAACAAUUCCACCGGAACAAAUUGGGCAUUAUUGACAUAUGAUGGAGACAACAUUAUUCCCCUUGAAACUGGGGAAGAUUUUGAAGAUUUUAAAUCUCAUUUCACAAGUGAAGAACGUUUCUAUGGAUACCUGCGUAUUGAAACAGGAGAUGAAAUGAGUAAACGAAGUAAAUUUGUUUUUAUUACGUGGGUUGGGACUCAAGUAUCAAUGAUGAAACAAGCUAAAGUCAGCACAGAUAAAAAUUUCGUCCGAGACAUCUUGACGAAUUAUGCUGUAGAAGUGUUUGCACAAGAGCUUUCUGAAGUCUCAUAUGAUACGAUAGCCGACCUUGUGAAGAAAGCUGGUGGGGCAAACUACGGAACUGGAAGGAGAGAUUAAGAAUUACUAUAUUAUAAUAAUCAUCCAUAUACAGUUGUUGUUAUUGUUUUAUUUUUUCAAUUGAAUAACAACAAUAAAAAUAAUAAUAAUAAUUUCUUUCAUUGGCCUCAAGGGCGAUGGAUAAAGGACACUUUAUAAAGACAAGUAAUAAAAAAUGGUGUAAAGGUUUUUGCGGAAUUGAUCAUGAAAAAACAAACG
Molecule: messenger RNA, 1191 nt
Organism: Octopus bimaculoides (California two-spot octopus)
Lineage: Eukaryota; Metazoa; Mollusca; Cephalopoda; Octopoda; Octopodidae
Product: coactosin-like protein
Biological process (GO): regulation of actin filament polymerization
Cellular component (GO): actin filament; site of polarized growth; cortical actin cytoskeleton
Molecular function (GO): actin filament binding
Source: RefSeq, a predicted model, not a curated record